This is a messenger RNA of Pogona vitticeps (central bearded dragon), 2215 nucleotides long. It is a transcript of the gene CBLL1, whose product is annotated as Cbl proto-oncogene like 1. NCBI's taxonomy places the organism in Eukaryota, Metazoa, Chordata, Lepidosauria, Squamata, Agamidae. The record is from RefSeq and is a predicted model, not a curated record. Gene Ontology annotation, biological process: protein ubiquitination; regulation of cell adhesion. Gene Ontology annotation, molecular function: ubiquitin protein ligase activity.
GGGUCCUGUCAGUCUAUAAUCAACUACUGUACUUCUAUAGUCUCCCUUUAACGUCUUCCUGUCGCCACCUUUCACUUCCCGGGUCACCAUUCCCGGAGCACGGCGGGGACUUCCUGUCCCAGAGUCCCCCACACCGAAUCAUGGACCACAAUGACAAUGAUUUGCAGGGGACAAAUAGUUCUGGAUCAUUGGGUGGUCUUGAUGUUCGCCGACGCAUCCCUAUAAAGCUCAUCUCCAAACAGACCAACAAAGCUAAACCUACACCACCUCGUCCUGCAAGAAGUAUGAACAGGGUACCAUCAAAGCCUGGAGAAGAAGAAGAAUUUGACUACAAUGAAGAAGAGCGGUAUGAAUGCAAAGGUGGUGAUGUAUUUAGUAAUCAAAGGCGGUUCCCUGGACACCUUUUCUGGGACUUCAAGAUAAAUUUGCUUGGCGAGAAAGAUGAUACCCCAAUCCAUUUCUGUGACAAAUGUGGGCUGGCCAUCAAAAUGUAUGGACGUAUGAUACCCUGCAAGCAUGUAUUCUGCUAUGAUUGUGCUCUUUUACAUGAAAAAAAAGGUGACAAGAUGUGUCCAGGCUGUAAUGAGCCUGUGCAGCGAAUUGAACAGUGUGUACGAGGGUCUCUCUUCAUGUGUAGUAUUGUGCAAGGGUGCAAGAGAACAUAUUUAUCCCAGAGAGACUUACAGGCUCACAUCAACCAUCGCCAUAUGAGAGCUGGCAAGCCAGUUGCACGCCCUCCGAUCGAGCCUGUUCAUCCUCCUAUAGCUCCUCCUCCUGCUGAAAUCCCAGAGCGGUUCAUAAUGCCACCUGACAAGCAUCAUCUGAGCCACAUUCCACCAAAACAGCACAUCAUGAUGCCACCUCCGCCGUUGCAGCAUGUGCCACACGAGCACUAUAACCAGCCACAUGAAGACAUUCGUGCAUCCCCAGCAGAGAUGUCCAUGGCUCCUCCUCCCCCUCGCUCAGUCAGUCAGGACACCUUUCGCAUAUCUACAAGAAAACACAGCAAUCUUAUAACUGUCCCUAUACAAGAUGAUUCAAGCGCUGGUUCACGUGAACCACCUCCACCAGCCCCAACACCUGCUCACCAUCAUCCUGAGUACCAGGGCCAACCAGUGGUAUCCCACCCUCAUCAUAUUAUGCCACCACAGCAACAUUAUGCACCACCCCCUCCUCCACCUCCGCCAAUAAGUCAUCCCAUGCAACAUCCUCCCCAGACAGCAGGUACUCCUCAUCUGGUUUAUAGCCAAGCUCCACCACCUCCAAUGACCUCUGCUCCUCCACCAAUCACCCCUCCUCCUGGACAUAUCAUUGCCCAGCUGCCUCCAUAUAUGAAUCACCCUCCACCUGGACCACCACCACCUCAGCAUGGUGGCCCACCUGUAAAUGUAAAUGCACCCCCUCCCCAUCACUAUAACCCUAAUGCUUUGCCAAAGUUCAGUGAAGACCAAGGAACUCUCAGUCCUCCGUUCACUCAGCCAGGGGGAAUGAGUCCAGGCAUAUGGCCAGCCCCAAGAGGGCCACCACCGCCACCAAGAAUGCAAGGUCCACCUUCUCAGGCUCCACUUCCUGGACCACACCACCCUGAUCAAGCCAGAUACAGGCCAUACUAUCAAUGAUGUUAAUAGUAACUUGAACUAAAGUAUGAUAUAGGAAAGAUAAUAUUCUAAACAGACGCCUUUUAAUGAUGCUGACUGUUUGGAGAUUUUUUUUCUUUUUCUGUUUCACUUUGUUUAUUUCAAAAAAACCGGUGACUUUAAACACUCUGGGGGACUUAAACCUUAAGAUAAAUUUUUAAAACCUUGAUCGUAGAACUCUUGACACCUGAUAUACCAUAGUACUAAGUGGUUCUGUAGUUGACAGCUAUGUUUUAACAGACAUAGUAUCCAUAGUCUGGUUGAACUACCCCAGAGGUGAACAUUUGUAAUAUUUCCCAAACAACCAAAUACUUAUUGUACCACCUUAAAGUAUUUUUGUUAAAUUCAAUGGUUAGAUUCAUUUGUGAUAACGUUUUCUUUUUUGUCAGCCUGUGUAUAAUUAAAUUUAAAACAUGGUAAAAACGUUUGCUUUUUUUGUUUAAACUUAAAUUUAUUGUUUGUACUGGAGUGGAAAGUAGGAAUAAUGGAUUUGCUUUUAAGAUUUUUCACUCAAUCGUAUCAUUUUCCUGUUUGUAAUCUUUGAGAGAAAAAUAGAUAAACUAGUUCCUUUGAAUGGA